CGUUAAAAUAUAUACAUACAUGUAAGAUGAGACGCAGCUCUUUAAAUAUCAAACAGGACAUUUGCUUGUGAAAACUUGAAGUCAAACAUAAUUUUUAGCAUUAGUUAACGAUAGGUGGCCAUUGAGUAAUAUCCGACCAUACAUCAUUUAUGAAGAUAUAUAUUUUUGUUAAACACAGUAACCAUAGUGAUUUAUACAUGUAAAUAAAACACUUUUGAAUCAACAAUGAUAUAGGCAAACGAAUACGUUCACUUGGUGGGAUAUUUCUACGUACAACUAGCGAGGACUGACGUGCUCUGGAUUUUGCCUUGGACCCUUUGGUAAAAUAUGAAGCUGUCACAGAUAAUGUUGGACAUGAUGUCGGUGCUUUUCAUAGUAACUGGUUUUUAUUGUUUUGAAGAAAAGCUGUUAUUUUCGACUUCUUCGGGGAAAAUAAAAGAAUUGAACAUAAUAAAAGGGGAAGUGAAAGUACUUGGUAAUGCAGAAAGUGAAGUAUUUGUACUUGCAUACGAUAAUGAAGACAAAUAUGUGUAUGUUCCAAGACAGACCCAGGAGCAAAUAAUAAGAUUCCCUUAUCCAAGCAAUCAGACCACUGAGUUUGAAAUUGUUGUCUCGGAAAUUAUUCCAGGCGGGAUCGCAUUUGACUCCGAACAUAGAUAUCUAUACUGGACUGAACCUAUGGAAGGAAAGAUAAUGAGAAGUAAUACAAAUGGAUCAAAUAUAACCAGAAUUUUCAAUGACACAGUCGAACCUGCUGCACUUACCAUUGACAAAGAGAAUAGGAAUUGUAGAAAAAGAAACCAAUUUGAAGUACUCUCAACGACUUGUGUGUUCGUAUCGGCUGACAGUGUCUGCUAA
This is a messenger RNA of Mytilus trossulus (common blue mussel), 858 nucleotides long. RefSeq lists its product as uncharacterized. The transcript is spliced from 5 exons. The record is from RefSeq and is a predicted model, not a curated record. Lineage: Eukaryota; Metazoa; Mollusca; Bivalvia; Mytilida; Mytilidae. Bases 328 to 858 code for a protein of 176 amino acids.